AUGGCGCGGAAUCUCCUGAUACCUGACCAACUAGCAGUGCAAGCGCCAGGCAUGGGGCCGCGCCGAGCAGGUGCCGGCUGCCCGCCGCCCAUGCGGGCCCGCGUGGCGCGCGGGACCUCCGCGCCCGCCCAUCGACCCGCUCGGAGGGACGUGGCGUGCGCCGCGGACCGCGCGCGCGAGCAGGGAGUGCUGGGCGCGUGCGCUGCGGCCCUGCUGGCAGCGGGCGUGGCGUGCGCUCCGCUGGCCGUGUCGGCGGACGCGGCGCGCGCCGCGGCUCCGGCGAUCUCCGCGGCGUCGUACGACGACCUGGCGCGCGAGGCGAAGGCGAACGCUGGCCGCUUUGGGGGCGUGAUGGCGAAGGACGACGACAACGAGAACAACAUGUUCCUUUUCGACGAGAAGGCGCUCGCGGAAGCCCGGCUGCUCGCCAAGUACGAGCUGCACGUCGCGGGCCCGGAGGUCUCCAAGCUCGAGGCCGCGCCGGGCUGCGAGCUGUGUCGACAGAACCGCACCCAGCUCGAGCAGGCCUGGCAGACGAUCGCGAUGGACUUCUACGACCCGAACGGCAACUUCACGUUCGGCUCCUGGGCGGACAAGCUCUGGCAGACCAUGGACUCCUACGGCUGGACGCUCAAGACAAAAGAGGACUUGUACAGGGCGGGCGAAAAGAUGCUGGAGAGCCUCGGAGACCCCUACACUGUGUUCCUGCGCCCGCACGAGUUCCGAGCGGAGACGAGGAGCGGGGUGUACACCGCGGCGGAGCGCGCGUACCUCAACCAGGUCUCGGUCGGUCCCGGGCUGUCGGUCGGCAACGCGCACCCUGACGGCGGCGUGGAGGUGUUGGGCGUCCUACCGGAGUCCUCCGCCGAGGCCGCGGGCCUGAAGCGCGGCGACCGCCUCAUCACCGUCGACGGCACGCCCGUCAAGUCCCGCGCGGGGGCCUUCCGGCUCCUCCGCGGCGCCGAGGGCUCGACGGUCAACGUCGCUGUGUUCCACGCCGACGGGCCGUCCCGCGCCGUCGACGAGAUCGAGCUCGAGCGCAAGCAGCAGCGCCAGGCGCCCGUGCAGGCCAAGUGGCUCGACGGGCCCUCCGGCGAGCGCGUGGCGUACAUCCGCCUCGAUUACGUCACCAGCGACGCCACGAACGAGCUCGAGUGGAUGCUGCGCGAAGGCGAGGCGGCCGGGGCGGCCGGGUACGUGAUCGACGUCCGGAACAACCCGGGCGGGGAGUUCGAGGAGGUCUUGGCCAUGGCGUCGUACUUCUUGCCUGACCGCGACGACGACGGUGGCGCUCUGAUCACGCGAACGGAGUUCGAGAACUGCGGCGGCGAGGGCGACGUGCAGGAGUGGCGCGCGGGACAGCUGCCCCCGCGCGUCCGCGCCUCGCGCGGCGCGCUGGUCGCCCCCACGACCCCCGUCGUCAUGCUCGUCAACCGCACCAGCGCGUCGGCGGCGGAAAUCCUCUCCGGCGCGCUGCGCGACAACGGGCGCGCCGCGCUGAUCGGCGAGAAGACGUUCGGGAAGGGCCUGAUCCAGUACUUCUUCAACGUCGGCGGCGACGGCAGCGGCGUGAAGGUGACGAUGGGCAAGUACGUCACCCCCGGCGGGCAGGACAUUGCCAAAACUGGCGGGCUGGUGCCGGACAUCAUGUGCGGGGACCACCCCGCGGGCGACGGCGAGCCCGACGGGUGCAUCGACCUCGCGCUCGCGGAGAUCGAGCGCCGGAUGGGGAUCGAUAUGGCGGGCAGCGCGACGGUGUGA
Messenger RNA from Pedinophyceae sp. YPF-701, 1761 nucleotides. The record is from the annotation of a GenBank genome assembly. NCBI's taxonomy places the organism in Eukaryota, Viridiplantae, Chlorophyta, Pedinophyceae.